Gymnodraco acuticeps is the source of this 2440-nucleotide messenger RNA. It is a transcript of the gene rpap2, whose product is annotated as RNA polymerase II associated protein 2. Gene Ontology annotation, cellular component: cytoplasm; nucleus. The record is from RefSeq and is a predicted model, not a curated record. The coding region runs from base 22 to 1953 and encodes 643 amino acids. The transcript is spliced from 12 exons. Lineage: Eukaryota; Metazoa; Chordata; Actinopteri; Perciformes; Bathydraconidae. Gene Ontology annotation, molecular function: RNA polymerase core enzyme binding; RNA polymerase II CTD heptapeptide repeat phosphatase activity.
GCUGUAGCAAACAGGAACAACAUGGAGACGGGGGAGAGGAGAAGGAGCGAAGGCUCUGCUAAAACUACUAAAAAUGGGCGGACAGGCGUCAGAACGGCUGCUUCUGAAGAAGAAGCAAGAAGGAGAGAGUUGGUGAAGGACAAGUUAAGGCAGCAGUAUGAUCUGGAGAAGAGAGCCCUGAAGAUAGUGGAGCGUCUCCUGGAGGACAACGUGACGGAAGACUUCCUGGUUGACUGUGCAAAGUUCAUAACUCCUACUAAUUACAAAGAUGUCGUAGAGGAGAGGUUCAUCGCUAAAAUGUGUGCUUAUCCAAUAUGUUCGAUUAAACUGGGCAAGAUCCCAACUCAAAGGUAUCAAAUAUCGACAAAGACCAAUAAGGUGUAUGACAUCACAGAGCGCAAGUGUUAUUGCAGUAACUUCUGCUACAAAGCCUCCAAAGAGUUUGAUCUCCAGAUAUCCACUUCACCUCUGUGGCUCAGGCCGCAUGAGACUCCUCCAGAAAUUAAAUUGAUGAAGAAAGGAGAUGGCGGGAGUUCUGGUGAGGAGGUGAGGCUGAAGGUACAGCGUCUGACAGAGGAAGACAUUGAAAAUGCUGCUCCCGCCGAGGAGCCCCUCAGCUCUGAGCAGGGUCCUGCAGACGGCCUCCCCCACAGUGAGAGCAGCGACACCGAACAGGAGCAGGACUUUGUCUCCAGCGUGGUGUCCCAGAGGCAGGGACCCAGGGUGCACUGGGGCGACCUGCCUAAACGCACAGAUGAAGAGCACAAAGAAGAGAAGGAGAGGAGAAAGAAACGGGAGGGGAAAAUAAAACGGGAAUCACGAACAGAAGUUGAAACUGAUGGUAAAAAACAGCCGUCAUCUUUACGCACAGACACACCUCAUGUCGAGCAGGCACCAGAGGAAGUAGCCAGUGUGGAAGAGGCUAUAGCUAAGCUGAAUUUAUACAACUUAUCUGAGACUCACGCUGCUCCUCCAUCUGUUCACUCAACAACAAAAGCACAACACGCAAAUCUUUUUGCUUCUCUACCUUGUGAAGACUCAAACAGCUCAACAGAAGGCAAACACCUCCCCUUUUCCACCCUGAUCAACAGUAAUCAGGAUGAUACAGCAUCGAACAUCCAGCCAGGCCUCAACAUCACCCAGGUGGGGAUGAGCAAGAGAGGUGCUGCCGGGCUUCGAGACCUCUUUAAAAACCACGCUGUUGCUGCUGCCCAACCCGACUCCAUCAGGCUCAACCAGCUGGAGAGCCUGAGGAGAACGCUGAAGGAGUGGGGCACCGAGGAGACGUUGAAGUUCCUGUACGGCGCUGACCACUCACACAGCGCAGCUUUCCAUGGUGUAAAAGAAGUAGAAGAGGAUAAAGAGGAGGAGCUGGACGAAGACGACCUUGAGGAUGAGGAUGAUGAUGGGGGGCAGGAGAGACCGUCUGCUGCAGCUCCAGACUACCAGGCGCUGAGGCAGGAGACCCAGCAGGCGGAGAUCAGAGUCAGGGAGUUCUAUAAAGGCAGCCGGACUCUACCUGAGAAGAAGGAGCAGCAAGGAAACGAGCAGGGGGUGGACGAGGACGAGGACAAAAGGUAUCCCACUCUGCCGCUCGUCGACUCUCAGGCUCAGCACCUCAUCCAGAAACGGAUCGCAGUGGAGAAGCUCAGCAGCUGCCUCAGAAACAUCGUUGGUUCUCUGCAGCUCACCAUGAGUGACGUCUCCAGCGCCCUGAACAACCUGGUCAAGACCUUCAGGUUCACCAACAAAAACAUCAUCCACAAAACUCCAGAGUGGACCCUCAUAGCCGUCAUACUUCUCCAUCUGUUGUCGGGGGUGUCUCGGGUGGUGCAGGAGGCCCUGCUGACGGACGCAUCAGAGGUGUACCUGAACACACUGAUGGAGGAGCUCGGUCUGCAGAGGCAGGACCUGCUGGACCUAGUGCAGCUGUUUAAAGCCCCCGCACACUGACACACACACACACAACCAGACAUGGACGUAUUAAUAACAAAUACAGACUCAGGAUCACCGACUGAAUUAUAUCAUUGUGGGUACCCUGCAUUUACUAUCAUGUUUGUUUCCAUAAAAUAAAACCUGGUGAUAAUUACUUUUGUUACAAAAGCAUAUUAUUUUACCAUAUCUACUUACUUCUGAUCUAGGCUACAGCCACCAGCAGCGUUACAAGUAUAUUUACUUGAGUACUGUACUUAAGUACAGAUGUGAGGUUCAUUCUUGUCAUGCCAUUUUAUUCUUCCACUCCACUAUAAUUCAGAGGGAAAUAUUCUGCUUUACCGCAGUACAAUCAUCGGACAGUUCAAGUUACUUUAUAAAUGAAGGUUUCUGCUCACCAAACAAACGGAGCUCAAGGAAUGUGAUUAUUUUUAUAAAUCUAAUUACUAACAAAGCACUUUUAUACUAAUAAAGGACUGGCUUAUCUAAAGCCAGUGGAGUAGCACUU